AAUGAGCAGCCUUUGUCUUCUCCUGACACACCCCUCUCCCACAGCACCCCAUCUAGAGCCUUGCAUCUCCACCAAGUGAAAUCUUGUCUGCUGCAAGCAAGAAGAAUACAUCUCUUACGCCUCUCUCAAUGACCUUGGUCACUUAUAUUUAUAUUACACUCCCUUGAUGUUUUACAGGAUGUCUCUAUGGAUACAGGAAUAAACACAAGAUAAUAGCCCUACAGUCUUUAAAGCAGCAUUUCAUUCUACAGGCCAGGCGGGGAGAGGAGGCGUCUAUAGCAGAACAGAGAGAAUCAGGAGAACAACAAUGGCCGAAAGCACAGGCAUUGCUUCUCUAGAAGAAAGUUUUAAGAAGUUUGCAAUCUAUGGCGAUACAAAAGCUACAGGUCAAGAAAUGACGGGGAAAAAUUGGGCCAAACUUUGUAAAGAGUGCAAAGUUAUAGAUGGAAAAACUGUGACUGGCACCGAUGUUGACAUUGUGUUCUCUAAAGUAAAACAAAAGACCGCCAGAGUCAUUACCUAUGACGAAUUUCAGAAGGCACUCGAGGAGCUCUCAUCAAAAAAAUUUAAAGGAAAAAGUAAAGAGGAAGCCUACGAGUCUAUGUGUACACUUGUGGCCGGGAAGGAACCUGCUAGCACAGGAGUCACGAAAGCUACAUCAGCUGGAGCUGUGGAUCGUCUUACAGACACAUCCAAGUACACAGGAUCCCACAAGGAACGAUUCGAUGAGAGUGGGAAGGGAAAGGGCAAAGAUGGCCGGGAGACCAUUGUGGAAAACACUGGCUAUGUAGGUGCAUACAAACACGCUGGCAGUUAUGAUUCCAAAGUAAAUAAAUAAAGAUUCCGCAAGAGGUGACAUUCUAUGUUAGCUCCUGCAUAGACAUAACUGACCCCUUUGUUCUCAUUUAUGAAGAGCAGUCCAUACUGGUAGUGAUGGUGAUUUUAUUCUAUUCUGUUCGCUUCUAGUACCAAAGGAGUUAGUGACAAGUGAAUGAUUUGUGCAGUACAAAUAUCUUUACCUUAAUGUUGCUGAACCAAAAAAAACAAGA
Nanorana parkeri is the source of this 1049-nucleotide messenger RNA. It is a transcript of the gene TPPP3, whose product is annotated as tubulin polymerization promoting protein family member 3. Gene Ontology annotation, molecular function: tubulin binding. Gene Ontology annotation, cellular component: microtubule. NCBI's taxonomy places the organism in Eukaryota, Metazoa, Chordata, Amphibia, Anura, Dicroglossidae. The transcript is spliced from 4 exons. The record is from RefSeq and is a predicted model, not a curated record. Gene Ontology annotation, biological process: microtubule polymerization; positive regulation of protein polymerization; microtubule bundle formation. The coding region runs from base 308 to 838 and encodes 176 amino acids.